AUGGGUGCAUCAAUCUCAGCACCAGUUCCUACAAUCAAGCAGAAAUGGAGAGACCAUCCUCCUUAUUCUUACUCCCUCAAGAUUCACAACUUCUCCCAACUUGAAAAUUCGACUGCCUCCUCUGAUCAUAGAUAUCAAUCUCGUUAUUUUUCCUCUGGUGGACAUAAAUGGAGAUUGAUUGUAUACCCAAAAGGGAACGUAAAGGACAAUGGGAGUGGAUUUAUUUCGAUGUACGUGGAAAUCGACAGCACAAGCUUGGUAUCUACCCCACCAACUGAGGUGUUUGCGAAACUCCGUUUCUUUGUCUACAACAAGAAAAUAAACAAGUACUUCACUAUUCAAGAUGUUGAGGUAAAGCGGUUCAAUGCUCUAAAACUGGUGUGGGGGUUGCUAAAAGUUCUUCCAUAUGAAACAUUCAUUCACCCUGAAAAUGGAUACAUAUUCGAGGGAGGUCAAUGUGAGUUUGGUGUUGAUGUCAUUGUUCCCCCACCCCUUACCAAUUGGGAGAUCGUCUCUUUUGAUGAGAAACUACUCUCUUAUCCCAAGUUCUCCUGGACUGUUAAGAAUUUUUCUGAGUUGAGAGAGGAGAUUUACACAUCAAACAGUUUUCCAAUGGGAGGAAGGAAAUGGGUUCUAAAGGUGUAUCCGAAGGGCAGGUCUAGAGCAGAUGGCAAAUAUUUAUCCGUUUUUCUGUAUCUAGCUGAUAGUGAAAUACUAAAACCAGAUGAGAAGAUUUUCAUGCAAGGAAUUGUGCGACUUCGAAACCCUUUUGGCUCCAAUCACUUGGCACACCAAAAACUCCCUUCGCCGGCUAGUUUGGAGGAGAAUGCGAGACCUGCGGUAGUUGUGCCGUCGCCGACUUGCGUGGAGGAGGAUGUGAGACCUGCCGAAGUUGUGGCGUCGCCGGCUUACGCGGAGGAGGAUGCGAGACCUGCCGAAGUUGUGGCGUCGCCGGCUUGCAUGGAGGAGGAUGUGAGACCUGUCGAAGUUGUGGCGUCGCCGGCUUGCAUGGAGGAGGAUGUGAGACUUGCCGAAGUUGUGGCGUCGCCGGUUUGCAUAGAGGAGAAUGCGAGACCUGCCAGAUUUGUGCCGUCGCCGAUGGCUCUGUUGUCCAUGAAAUGCGAAGGUAAGCCUCCUGAGGACACAUAG
This is a messenger RNA of Camelina sativa (false flax), 1149 nucleotides long. The record is from RefSeq and is a predicted model, not a curated record. NCBI's taxonomy places the organism in Eukaryota, Viridiplantae, Streptophyta, Magnoliopsida, Brassicales, Brassicaceae.